AUGAUCUACAAUACAACGGACAGCAACAGCCGAUUCAGCAACCACAACUACAACAAUAUUUAUAAUGACAAUAACUACAUUUUUGACAACAUUGAUCAUGAUAUCUUAAACAACGUACUUGCCGUCAACAACCACAACAACGACAUUAAUAACAACAGUAACAACAAUAACAAUGACAAGAACAUAUUCUCGUCAUACAUGUCCCAUCUUUUCAACCCACAGCGGAAAAAAUCUGCCAAGCACGGAAGUUUGAGCCUCGGAAUUUUCAAACUCACCCAAAUUUUAUCAGACUUUAACAACAUUCUCUCGUUAUUCGAUUUUGAUUCUGGUCAGUCCGGAUCAGACUCAAUCCGGCAACAAAGCGGAAGUAGUGAUGACGUUGUCAGAGAAAUCAGGGAUGAAAUGGUUGAUAGGGAGGUUCAAAAGUUUAGCCUGAUGGUAGCCGAAGUGAUGCAGGCAUUUUUGCGCUGGUUCAAUCCCAAACAAAAUUACGUCAGAGAUGACGUAGAUGCGGAUGAAUAUUUCAACAAUGACGUCAACAGUGAUGACAACAAUGGUGAUAACGUAAUAAAUAUAAAAGAUACAAUAAAGGAAUUGAAACGGAUCAAGAGAUGCCUGCAGAAAUACUCAGACACACAAAUGGAAGAUACGCUGGAUUGGGUCUCAUGUCUUUACGUCUGCAAGGAUCUUAAAGACAUUUCCAAAUCCGUACUUUCAUCUUUUCGGAAGAUUCCGGCUUGCAGUGACGUCAUGUGGAUUAGCGAUCUGGUCAUCAGACUUUUCGUGGACUUCGUUCAACUAUCUCACUGCUUCUUCGAUGUAUUGGAACCAACUAAAUUUCCAAUAAAAUUGGUGGAAGGGGACUUGCAAAGGAACGAAGUUCAUUUUCAAUUGUUCACUCCACCGGGUGUGCACUGCUACCCACCUAACCUGAUGAAGAAAAGUAGAAGGAGUGUGGUCAAAGACAUCGUGGCUUUCAAAUUCGGUCUGAAGGAAUACUGCAAGGUCCAGGUGGAGUUGUCAACGGACAACUACCUCUCCACGAUUGUUCUUCCAUACGCCAAUAUCAACAGGAAGGAGUUUAAUUUGACGGGCAGGCAGCCAAAAUGUCGAAGUGGUCAAUCAAUAAAUCAAGUAGCCGUUGAAGUUUACGAGGGUGGCGAGAAAGGGCAGUGUGGUGACCGAUACCUGAACACCACCUACAAAUGCGAAGGGGUAGAUAGGAUGACGGGUGGUUUAAACAUCACAAAUGCAAACUGGAAUCAUACUUUUGUUGCUCCUUUACAUGCAACUGUCGAUCACAAAUUAGAAAGAGUCAAAGAACUUGAUGUAAAUUUUACGUUAAAGAUGGUUGUCGAUGGUUUACGGCUGAAAGUAGCCGACAGAGAUUCAAAACUGAUUGGCAUAUGCCAGUCCAUAAACGAUCCGCACAUUGUGACUUUUGACAACGUGUACUACAACAACCUGUACCAUGGCUAUUUCACCCUCUACGAAAACCGAGAAUUGAACUAUGAGAAUGUUGACGAUGCUGAAAUAAUGAGUGCAACUUAUGACGACACAAGAAGUGAUGAAGGAGAUUCUCACAAUUUAAAAGUUACGCUCUACAUAAAAGGUGAAUUUAAGAAUGGGAUGAGGCUCUUCAAGAAAGAUGGUGGAUUGACUUAUCAGGUUCUUCUUCAUCAUGGGACGCUAGUGAACGUGAAAUCAAAUGGAAAAAGGUUUCUGAACGUCUGGCUGCAAGCUUCAGCUUAUGAUAGGGAACGAACUAGAGGACUUUGUGGGACAUUUAAUGACGUCACUGAUGACGAUCUGUUGCACUCUGACGGGAACCUGACGUCAAAUGGGACAGCCAGACGGAAUAUGCCGAAAAAGUUCAUUGAGUCAUGGAGAGUGCCAGAAGAUAGGAGGAUAUUUUACGGGAUAACACAUCGACAACAGCAACAAAACAUCAACAGCAACAACAACAACAGCAACAACAACAACAGCAACAACAACAGCAACAACAACUUCAAAUCAUAUUGUAGAUGCUCUCACUGUUUGCUCAAGAACGUUGCUUGUAGCUGCGGCAUUGGCCAACUUGUUGAAACGUGCGACCUCGAUCUAGGUACGGAGUUCGUAUUUCCAAACAUUACAAUGUUAAUGAAACAAAAUCCAUACCAUUACGACAAAGACAUUGUUAUCAAAAACACUAACAACAUCAACAACAACAACAACGACGACGAUCCAUUCAACGACGAAAUUGAUAUAGAUGAGAAUUUCAUACCGGCAGACAACUUAACAGGUAUAAACUCGAUAGCUAGGACAUACUGCAAACGUAUGCUACUCUUAGAAUCAAACUCAACAUUGUUGAAGACGUGCCAAUUGAUGGCUAAAUUAUAUCUCAAUAAUGGUGAUAACAGCUUGAGAGACGAUGAUAUCAACAACGAUGAUAUAGUGUUAAAUGGGUAUCAAAAAUUUGACGAUGCCAAUAAUGAGAGGUAUGAUACAGCCAUCAUGUCACCGGAGUUUGCCAAUGCAAUGAUGGAUUUGCUGGAGCCGAUUGCAGCAUAUCGCUGGCGUUACAUCUUCAACAAAAACUUUGUAUACUGUGAUGUCCGCUUUGAAAAUUGCUCAUUCGCAAUUCUCUACGGGAAGUAUUUUUUAGCCGACAACAACAACAACAACAACAAUUUUAACAAUAACAACAACAACAACAACAACAACUUCAACAAUAACAACAAUAAUAACAUAAACAAUAACAAUAAUAUGGAGAACAAAGGAAGCGAUCAUUCGCUGAUCUGCUCAGUGAAGCCCAUUCUUGAAACAGUUCUAGAUGAUGACCACUCAGGAAUCAGUUAUGACGUAAAAGUUGACGUCAUCAACAUCAAUCAAGCAGCUUGUCUUCUGCCGGCAUCUACAAUGUUUACAUCAACACCAUCAUCAUCUUCAUCAUCAUUAUCAUCAUUUUCAUCAUCAUCCUCAUCUUCAUCAUCAUUGUCAUCAUCCUCAUCAUCAUCGUCCACAUCGUCAAUAAAGAAAAACAAUAAACAAAGUUAUGAGAUAAGAGUAAAGGAUAAACAUUCAACUCAAUUCAAGACAUUCAAAUUCAUAGUCUUCGAUUCCGUCUGCAUGCGGUGUAAUUUUGAGGACGAAAUUGGCGGGAAAUGCGAGCGAAAAUUGGUAUCUUGA
Molecule: messenger RNA, 3168 nt
Organism: Helobdella robusta
Lineage: Eukaryota; Metazoa; Annelida; Clitellata; Rhynchobdellida; Glossiphoniidae
Exons: 16
Coding region: 1-3168 (1055 amino acids)
Biological process (GO): negative regulation of cell adhesion
Cellular component (GO): plasma membrane
Source: RefSeq, a predicted model, not a curated record